Symbiodinium natans is the source of this 3717-nucleotide messenger RNA. Lineage: Eukaryota; Dinophyceae; Suessiales; Symbiodiniaceae. The record is from the annotation of a GenBank genome assembly.
AUGGCGCCGUUCGUGAUCCUCCUCCUCCUCCUCCACUCAUGGACAAGAGCCGCCGGGCAAUGCCCGCCCGUUCUGUUUGUUCCAGGGGGCAGCACAUGGGCAGGCACGACUCCGGGUGGGUUUGUCCUCACUUUCGGGUCGGCUGAUCGCGGCGGGGACUCCAGCGCCGUCAGCGACCAGCUCACGAAUGUGGAUGCCAUCUUCACCAACGGCGCAGCCUUUGCUGCCCGCAAGUCGGAUGGGACUUUCGUUGUUUGGGGUGAUCAAACACGAGGCGGUGACGCCAGCGGUGUCAACUUAAGCAAUGUGGAAGAGAUCGUCGGAAACUGGUUUUCUUUUGUGGCCAAGAAGACGGAUGGGUCUCUGGUCGUUUGGGGAGACGCAAAUUGGGGUGGGGACGCGAGCUCCGUCGCAGACCAGCUGACCAAUGUGGACACAAUCGCCUACACUGGCUUUGCCUACGCCGUAAGAAAGAUGGAUGGCACGGUGGUAGCUUGGGGGAAUCAGGGUUACGGCGGAGACAUCCAGCCCUUCAGUGCCGUGCUGACGGACGUUGUCCGAGUGAUCGCCUCUUCCGUCAAUCCUGAUGCCUUUGCAGCCAUCAAAGCCGAUGGUACGGCAAUCAUUUGGGGUGGACCAAUUACAGGUGUCUAUCAGUCUUCUGGCGGUGCCGCGUACAUCUCGGAGACGAACGUCCGCGAGAUCAUCAGCCUGCCAUCCGUGGUGACAAUUGCCGUCCUCAAGACAGAUGACACGCUGAAGAGCUACACCCGGGUCUAUGACAGUUCCAGCGCGACCUAUUCACUUCAGCUUGACCCCCUCCAGCUCACCAACGUGGACACGGUCGGUGUUUUAGGUUAUCUUAAGGGCUUCACUGCCAGGCAGCGCGAUGGCACCGUGGUCAUUUGGAUUCCGGGCACGGGUGAGGUUGUAGACCAGCUGUCAGAUGUGGACUGGAUGGUUGUGGGUCGUCAUGCUUUGGCGGGGAGGAGGCCAGAUGGCACUGUCGUCACAUAUGGCCACGUAAAUUCUGGGGGGGACAGCAGCGCUGUCAGCGGCCAGCUUACCAACGUGCAAGAAAUUUUCACCACUGGUGACGCGUUUGCAGCCUUGAAGGCGGAUGCAACAGUGGUGACUUGGGGGUACGUCUUCUCGGGCGCAGACUCAAGUGCCGUCGCAGACAACCUGACCAAUGUGAGCACGAUCUUCAGCAACGGUGUAGGGUUUGCGGCCAAGAAGACUGAUGGCAACAUUGUGAGUUGGGGUUCUAGUAUUCUUGGAGACCCGGGUUUUCUCUCCUUCUGUGAUCCAACAACAACGACGACCCUUACAGCUACCAGCUCGAGCAGCACCUUCAGCAGCACGACCACAUCCAGCGCAAGCAGCACCUCCACAAGCAGCGCAACAUCCAGCACGACCGCAUCUUCCAGCAGCAGUACGACAUCCACUACACUAAGCUCUUCAACAUCCGGUUCGUCCACGUCAACUUCGUCAGCGUCAACUUCAUCCACAUCUACGGCGUCUAGCACAACAUCCUCGACCUCGACGUCAUCGAGCACCGGCUCAUCAAGCUCGACUUUGUCAACUUCAACGUCCACAAGCAGCACCAGCCGCAGCACGUCGAGCACCUCGAGCACUUCAACGUCCAUCACCUCAACGUCUAGCGCGACCACGUCCUCCAGCAUCAGUACGACGUCCACGACAUCAAGCUCUUCAACAUCAUCGAGAACCAGCUCGUCAAGCUCGACGUCGUCGACUUCUACGUCAACAAGCAGCACCAGCAGCAGCACGUCGAGCACCUCGAGCACCUCAACGUCCAGCACCUCGACGUCCAGCACUUCAACAUCCAGCACCUCAACGUCAAGCACGACCACGUCUUCCAGCAGCAGUACGACGUCCACUACAUCAAGCUCUUCAACGUCGAGCUCGUCCACGUCAACUACGUCAACAUCAUCUUCUUCGACCUCUACAUCAUCGAGCACCAGCUCAUCAAGCUCGACGUCGUCAACUUCCACGUCAACCAGCAGCACCAGCAGCAGCACGUCAAGCACCUCGAGCACCUCAACGUCCAGCACGACCACGUCCUCCAGCAGCAGCACGACGUCCACGACAUCAAGCUCUUCAACGUCCAGCUCGUCCACGUCAACUUCGUCAACAUCAACUUCUUCCACAUCUACGUCAUCUAGCACAUCAUCCUCGACUUCUACAUCGUCGAGCACCAGCUCAUCAAGCUCGACGUCGUCAACUUCUACGUCCACGAGCAGCACCAGCACAAGCACGUCGAGCACCUCGAGCACCUCGACGUCCAGCACGACCACGUCGUCCAGCAGCAGUACGACGUCCACGACGUCGUCAACUUCUACGUCCACCAGCAGCACCAGCAGCAGCACGUCGAGCACCUCCAGCACCUCGACGUCCAGCACCUCGACGUCCAGCACUUCAACGUCCAGCACUUCAACGUCCAGCACGACCACGUCUUCCAGCAGCAGUACAACAUCCACUACAUCAAGCUCUUCGACGUCCAGUUCGUCCACGUCUACUUCCUCAACAUCAACCUCGUCCACGUCUACGUCAUCCAGCAGCACAUCCUCGACCUCGACGUCAUCGAGCACCAGCUCAUCAAGCUCGACGUCGUCGACUUCUACGUCCACGAGCAGCACCAGCACCAGCACGUCGAGCACCUCGAGCACCUCAGCGUCCAGCACGACCACGACAACAUCCAGCACAAGCCGGACCAGUUCGACGACGAGCAUCACAACGACGACCUUCUGGAAUGCAACAGUGCGGGUUUCUGGGUUCCUUGACCUCGCUGUUCGGCCCCGGACUCCAGAAGCAGAGAAUUCGUCCUUUGCGGAUGGUGCAGAGCUUCAGGAAGGCCUGGCGGUGAUCUUGAGCGACAUACUUGGCAUCGGCGUGGCUGCAGAGGACGUGGAGCUGACGGUGUUGAACGACACGCAGACUGGCCGCCGCCUCUCCGAGAGACGGCUUCAAGAAGCGGUCGAGUUGGUUCGCGCAACCUUCGUGGCGUACAAGGCUUUCGUACUUGAGCAGGAUGCGGCGGGCUUCCUGGACAACGUUACGACCCUUCUGCAGAGCACGGCUACCUUAAACCAGGUCACUACGAACCUCGCCGAGCAGUUGGAGCUUGCGAACGCCAGCUUUCAGGUGGAUGAAAUCUUUGUGGUGAGCAUGGACGUCGCCCAGGCUUCGGAUCCCCCGAUUGAGAUUGCCAUCCGGCCGAACACGCUGGAAGAAGCAGACAACAACAUCGCCGUGGCGUCGGUGGUGGCCGUUGCUGCCGUGGUUGCAGGCUGCUGCAUCUUCAUGCUGCUUUACCUGCGCUACGCUCGCGGCAGAAAGGCGCAAGGAGAAGGAAAGGAGGACCUUGCAAAGAACAUUCUGGCGGGUGUGAGCGUGGACACCCAGGCAGAGCCGAUCGACAACAUCAUGGCUGCCUCCAACAGCGGGGGCGCAAAUGUCACGGACAUCCUGAAUAACGUCCAAGGGCUCGAGGAAGUCUUGCAGGAGGUCGGCAUCAGCUUUUACGAGUCCAUUGACAACGCCGCUGAGACCCAGCGAAUGGACGCUGACAUCGAUUUGGUGGAUGAGGAGCUCGAGGUUGCCAUGAAAAACAUCGGCGUCAGCUUCGACGAUGGCUUGCAGCCAAGCGCUCUUGAAGGAGUGGUUGAGGUACAUGAGGACCAUCUGAGUUUGUGA